Rotaria sp. Silwood2 is the source of this 471-nucleotide messenger RNA. Lineage: Eukaryota; Metazoa; Rotifera; Eurotatoria; Philodinida; Philodinidae. The record is from the annotation of a GenBank genome assembly.
AUGAUUUUGUUAUUAAAGAUACCAAAAAAAGAUUGGUUUGAUACAAUUGUUAUUAGGAGUCGAGGAAUACUUAAAGACGAUCGAGCUGUUUUAAUAUUUUUUGAUACUGAAGAACUAUUAGAAGAAUUUUAUAAAUCUUAUUCAGGAGACUUAGGAAUUAUUCAUUUCUAUAUUACUCAAAAUAAGAUUAUCGAUGACAAAGGAACGAGAGAGUAUAAGGAUGAUAUUGUAGAGAAAUUGAUUAAAGAUGAAUAUGCUGGACAUCAUGGACAUGUUAUUCUUUUGACUAAAGAAUUUGGAAGAGAUGUUGAUUUUCAAGCAGAAGCAAAAGUAAAUGACAAAGGUGGUAUUCAUGUUAUUCAAACAUUUUUCUCUAUGAAUGUGAAACAGGAAAUUCAAAUUAAAGAAAGAACAGCAAGAAAAGAUGAAACUGGUAGUUUAUUAAUUGAUCUUGUGUCUAGAACAUCUUAA